CCCUCUCUCUUCCGUAUCCAUUCAACCAAACAACACUCUUCGUCAUCACUUCAUUUCUUUCUUCUUUCAUGGCUACUAAGCAAACCGAUAUGGUUAAGCCUUCUUCUCUUCAGGUUGAGCCUGCUACCUCUCCACCGGAGGCCAGUCCUUUCCGGAAGAUCGUCGUCGUUGCUUCCAUUGCCGCCGGGAUUCAAUUCGGAUGGGCUCUUCAGCUCUCCUUGCUGACUCCUUAUGUCCAGCUUCUCGGUAUUCCCCACACCUGGGCUGCUUUCAUCUGGCUCUGUGGUCCCAUCUCCGGUAUGAUAGUUCAACCGGUCGUUGGAUACCACAGUGACCGCUGCACCUCCCGAUUCGGCCGACGCCGGCCGUUUAUCGCCGCCGGUGCAUUGGCCGUCGUCGUCGCUGUUUUCUUGAUCGGUUACGCUGCGGACAUGGGCCACAUGUUCGGUGACUCGUUGGAGAAGAAAGCGCGUCCCCGAGCCAUCGCGAUCUUCGUCGUCGGAUUCUGGAUCCUCGACGUGGCCAAUAACAUGCUACAAGGCCCAUGCCGAGCACUGUUAGCCGACCUCGCCGCCGGCGACCAGAGGAAGACUCGGACGGCGAACGCGUUCUUCUCGUUCUUCAUGGCCGUCGGGAGCGUCCUCGGAUACGCCGCCGGAUCCUACAGUAAGCUCCACAACGUAUUUCCGUUCACGAAAACCAAGGCCUGCGACGAAUAUUGCGCGAACCUGAAGAGUUGCUUCUUCCUCUCCAUCGCUCUUCUGCUCACUGUCUCAAUCGCUGCUGUGACCUACGUGAAGGAGAAGGCGCUUGAGAAAGGAACUGGCGGGAACGAGGGAGAAAAUGAUUCGGUGGGCGAGGGAUCAGGAGGAUUCCAGUGCUUCGGACAAAUGUUCGGUGCGUUCCGUGAGCUCAAGAAGCCGAUGUGGAUUUUACUCCUGGUGACGUGUCUCAACUGGAUUGCUUGGUUCCCUUUCUUGUUGUUCGACACUGAUUGGAUGGGCAAGGAGGUGUACGGAGGAAAGGCUGGGGAAGGCAAGGCAUACGAUAGAGGGGUGCGCGCUGGCGCAUUGGGUCUUAUGCUCAACUCCGUGGUGUUAGGCGUGGUGUCGUUGGGCGUGGAGGUGCUGGCGCGUGCGGUUGGGGGCCCGAAGAGGUUAUGGGGAAUUGUUAACUUCAUUCUCGCCGUAUGUUUGGCCUUGACGGUGUUGGUCACCAAGUUGGCCGAGCACUCACGGCAGUUCGCCCCCGGCUCUCAGGAUCCUCUGCCACCUUCCACCGGGAUCAAGGCCGGCGCGUUAACUCUCUUCGCGGUUCUCGGAAUUCCACUCGCGAUUACUUACAGUAUCCCUUUUGCGCUAGCAUCCAUAUUCUCCACCUCUUCAGGGGCAGGCCAAGGGUUGUCUUUGGGCGUUCUCAAUCUGGCAAUUGUGAUCCCACAGAUGUUUGUGUCUGUGGUGAGUGGACCGUGGGACGCAGCGUUCGGUGGUGGUAACCUACCGGCGUUUGUUGUAGGUGCCAUCUCUGCCGCAAUCAGCGGCAUAUUGUCGAUGGUUUUGUUGCCGUCUCCACCACCGGACUUGGCAAAGACGAUGAGCACAGCCGGAGGCUUCCAUUAGAGAGAACAAUUAAUUACUUUUUUCUUUUUAUUUUUGGGGUUUUGUUUUUUUGUUUUUUGUUUUCCUUUUUCUUUGUAGAUGGGGGUCCCGGGUCUUAAAUAUGAUUAAAGCCUCUCAUGCUGUGUCCAAGUCCAACAAACGCUUGAAUUUAAAACUGCCCUCCUUGUGGCAGCAAAGUGACGGAUGACUCUAAGGGGGUCAUUUUUAUUGUAAAGUUUGAUGAAGAAUAUGUGUAAUUAGGAGGACCCCAAAAGAAGCCUUGUUCAUUUUUGAAGAACUGGGUCCAUUUUGGGGUGCUUUGUACGUCAAACAGGGGUAGGGAGACUGAGUGAGGGAGGAAAUGACCAUAAUGUACAGGUGGGGGGCCAGGCUGGUUUAGGUGAACCGAACCGGAUAGGACUGGUGACCCCGUUCCUCCAACCCUUCUGCCUGCCAUCUUUGUUGCUGGCAGUGGCUCCUAAUAAAACAUUCUCUUUCUCUCA
Neltuma alba is the source of this 2101-nucleotide messenger RNA. Its product is annotated as sucrose transport protein. The record is from RefSeq and is a predicted model, not a curated record. Gene Ontology annotation, biological process: sucrose transport. The transcript is spliced from 4 exons. Bases 69 to 1619 code for a protein of 516 amino acids. Gene Ontology annotation, molecular function: sucrose:proton symporter activity. Gene Ontology annotation, cellular component: plasma membrane; vacuole. Lineage: Eukaryota; Viridiplantae; Streptophyta; Magnoliopsida; Fabales; Fabaceae.